This is a messenger RNA of Fonsecaea pedrosoi CBS 271.37, 1788 nucleotides long. RefSeq lists its product as uncharacterized. Lineage: Eukaryota; Fungi; Ascomycota; Eurotiomycetes; Chaetothyriales; Herpotrichiellaceae. The record is from RefSeq and is a predicted model, not a curated record. Gene Ontology annotation, cellular component: membrane. Gene Ontology annotation, biological process: transmembrane transport. Bases 1 to 1788 code for a protein of 595 amino acids. The transcript is spliced from 4 exons. Gene Ontology annotation, molecular function: transmembrane transporter activity.
AUGGCUCCCGACCAAAAGCAAGAGCUGCAUCUUACUCAAAUCCAACAUCUCGAACGGCAUGUGCAGGACAUCGACGAAGACCCUCACCGUCUCGCAUUGGAAGACAAUCUCGAGGAGGCACCACGCGUUGAAUGGUCCGUUAUCCUUGCUGUAUUUUUUCUUGGCCUCUCUUUCGUCGGCCCCGUAGCCAUGGGCUUUCUCAUGAUGUCGUCGGUCCUGGUGCAGAUCGGAAAUGAACUCGGGGACCUUACUCCCAUAGUCUGGAUGGUUGGAGGAUGGUCCAUCGCUGCAUCAGUGUCCUUCUCAAUCGCCGGUGCAUUGAGCGACAUCUUCGGCCGUCGAUGGAUCGUUCUCUCUUCGCAAGUUUUUUGCAUUAUUGGUUCAAUCGUCGCCGUCACUGCUCACAAAACUGUUACCCUGGUGCCCGCUGAGACCUUGAUUGGAGUUGGGUGCGGUGUGUCUUGGACCGCGGUUGCAGGCAUCCAAGAGCUCCUACCGAACAAAUAUCGGGGUAUAGGUAUGGCUUGGACGGAACUACCGAUCAAUAUCCCAUGGGGCACCGCCGCAGUGAUUUUCGCCAACCUACUCACUGAGCAUGCUUCCUGGCGUUGGAUCUACUACAUCGCCAUCAUCUACAAUGUAAUCAGCUUGGUCGGGAUUGCAGUAUUCUACUUUCCACCCACGCGUCCUCAGGAGGAUUAUGAAAAAUCCCGCUGGAAGGAAUUUCUGGAGCUAGACUGGAUUGGGGCCAUACUCUACGCCGGCGGAUUGACUGUCUUCCUUCUCGGUUUCAGCUGGACAGGGCAAUCCGGUCACGCCUGGGCCAGUGCUUCGGUUAUUGGCCCGAUUAUCAUUGGCUUCGUGGCCUUGACAGCUUGUUUGGUGUAUGAUUUCACCCUGGCCAAAGCCCCGCUCUUUCCAUGGGAACUCAUGCGAGACUUUCGCGACUACACCGCCUACCUGGUCAUUAUCUUUGUCGCAGGAAUGAUUUUCGUUGCCAUGGCAGGGCUAGGACCUCAAGCUUCGCUGUACAUGUUUAGCCACGACCCAAUGGAAAUAGGGCUCAUCGCCCUCCCCUACGGAUUUAUGCUGAACGUCACAGCUUCACUGAUCCCUGCCUUAGUCCACAAGAUUGGGUAUAUCAAAUAUCAGAUGAUCGCACUGUUAGUGUCCCAGACCCUUUUUGUGGCCCUCUACGCAGUCGCGGUCCCGCACAACAAAUCUGCAUGGAUGGCCUUCCUUUGCUUCGGGCAAACCCCAUUCUCCGGAAUCACGGGCUUGGCCUAUAUUGCUGCCGGUCUUAACGUCAAACAGAAACAUCUGGGCAUUGCCAUGGGCCUCAUCGGUACUUUCCGGUGUGCUGGUGGCAGUGUCGGCAACGCCAUCUUCAGCACGAUUCUUAACUCAGUUCUUGAUGGACAACUCGUUCCUCGCAUUACCAAAGCUGCUACUGCAAAUGGGUUCGCUACUUCAAGGCUGGAGACACUGAUCCCAGCUGUUCUGGAGGAUGGCGCGGGUGUUCCAGGCGUCCUAGAAGCUGUACCAGAUAUUACUCCUGAAGUGGUAGCUGCUGUGCAACAAGCCUUUAAAGAGGCAUACGGCUAUGUCUUCAAACGAGUCUUCUACGCCACCAUUCCAUUCGGAGUCAUUGCCAUCGCUUGCGCAGCGGUCCUCAACGACCCAUCCAAGUAUCUCACCAACCAUGUCGCCGUUCACAUGCGCAAGACCGUGCUUGAUCAUCAUGGACAUGACAAUGAGCAGACCGCGCAUAUCGAAGUCAGGGAGUAA